GUUUGGGGAGAAUUUUUUAGUUUUCUGGAGAGGUUUUCAAUCCAAUUCUUGAGAGAGAAAAUGGCAGUUCCAUUUUAGAUUUCUUAAACGAAUCCCAUUCUUGGAGGCUCCGUUCUGUCGAAGAAGAAGCAAGAUUCAAUAGAGCAGGAAGAAGAAGCAGUUGCAGCAAACUCAUACGAAGAACAACAGUAGGUUCCGGCCAGAGCUCUUUCAAUUUCAGUCUAUUUGUUUCUCAUUUUCAGUCUACUUCGUCUGUAUUUGCCAUUCAGGAAAGGUGACUCUGAUUCAUACACGAGUUCCCGGUGGUUAGGCGAAUGGUCACGGCGAUUGCGAUCUGGAAGAAAAAGAAGAUCCAGACGAUGUCGAUCCGGUAUCGCCAUUUGGGAAACAAUGUCGAUCCCUUCUACUUGAGAUCGGGAUCUGUUCGAAUCGACCGAAUGAGUCACAAAAGAGGAUGGAGACGGAACCCCUGCGAGAUGAACGGAAUGACGAAGUAUCGUCUUCGUGCAGUCUUCAGUUGCAGGUGCAGGGUCGCCGGAGACAGGUUUCCAUUUGGUCGUCGGAAAAUGCCAUCUCCUAGAGCUUGUGAUCUCGUCAUAUUAUCAGCGAAAGUGUUGUCGAGGAUAGAUGGUGUUAGAAUUUGUAUCUCCCAAAUCCUACCAGUUGAAUCUUUUUAG
Messenger RNA from Impatiens glandulifera, 677 nucleotides. RefSeq lists its product as uncharacterized. The transcript has 5 exons. Bases 315 to 677 code for a protein of 120 amino acids. The record is from RefSeq and is a predicted model, not a curated record. NCBI's taxonomy places the organism in Eukaryota, Viridiplantae, Streptophyta, Magnoliopsida, Ericales, Balsaminaceae.